AGCAUCUGGGAGGAGAGAGGAGUGCUGAACAAAAGACACUGUUUUGCUAGUUCCCGAGCAAUGAUAUCUUUGAAGACAGUGUGCUGCUCUUCAGCUACAGCUUCACUGGAAUAGAAUGCAAGGAGAUUUAAAGAUCAUCAAAUAUUCCAAAUCUCAGAAAAAUGGCUUUCACUUGGUUGGAUAUCAGAUGCCUGCAUAUGUUUCUUCUUUGCAAAGCAUUUGGCUAUACAUUGUCUUCAAACACGGAAAUAAAAGUUAAUCCUCCUCAGGACUUUGAGAUAGUGGAUCCCGGGUAUUUAGGUUAUCUCUAUUUUCAAUGGCAACCUCCCCUGGCUGUGGAUAAUCUUAAGGAAUGUACAAUAGAAUAUGAAUUAAAAUACCGAAAUGUUGAUGAUGAAAGAUGGAAGACCAUCGUGACUAAGAAUCUGCAUUACCAAGAUGGGUUUGAUCUGAACAAGGGUGUUGAAGCAAAAAUACACACAGUUUUAUCAACGCAUUGUACGAAUGGAUCAGAAGUUUACAGUUCAUGGUCAGAAGCUACGUAUUGGAAAUCAGAAGAAGGAAGUCUGGAAACUAGAAUUCAGGAUAUGGAGUGCAUAUAUUACAACUGGCAGUUCUUACUGUGUUCUUGGAAACCUGGCAUUGUUGUACACUCUGAUACUAACUACAACCUGUUCUACUGGUAUGAGGGCUUGGACAACGUAUUACAGUGUGCUGAUUACAUCAAGGAGAAUGGAAAAAAUAUUGCAUGCAAGUUUCCAAACUUGGAGUCAUCCGACUAUAAGGAUUUCUUUAUCUGCGUCAAUGGAUCCUCAGAAUCCAAUCCUAUCAGAUCCAGCUAUUUCAUUUUCGAGCUUCAGAAUAUAGUUAAACCUCUGCCUCCAGAGUCUCUUAGUCUGACUGUGAAAAAUUCAUUUGAAAUUAAUCUGAAAUGGAGCGUACCUAAAGGACCCAUUCCAGCAAGGUGUUUUAUUUAUGAAAUUUUGCUCACGGAAGCUGAUGAUUCCUGGAUGACUAACACAAUUGAAAAUGAAUUGCACAUCACAAGAAUGUUAAGUGAAAGCCAAGAACUAUGCUUUUCAGUAAGAAGCAAAGUGAACUUUUACUGCUCAGAUGAUGGGAUUUGGAGUGAAUGGAGUGAGGCACAAUGCUGGGAAGGCGAUGGACUGAAGGAAACUUGGCCAUUUUUCGUGAUACCAUUUGGUCUUAUCUCAUCAUUUCUGUUGUUACUAACUUGUCUGCUUUUGCAUAAACAAAAAGCUUUGCUGAAAUCAAUUUUCCAUAUGAAGAAAGAAGUUUUUUCUCAACAAGAGACAUUCUUUUGACUUACCAAUUUUUAUCUACAAGGCCAAAUGUUAGAUAGCAGUCUUGUGAAACUGAAAUUCUUCUUCAAAUGUUGAAUACGUCUCGCUGGAAAGCAUGGUUAUAUUAUACUUAAAUAGGCCAUAGAAUAUGCACACCCUGAAGUAGCAGUACAUUUAUUGGAUUCUACUAGUAUGUUUCUUCUUCAUAAAUUGUGGUGAGAGUGCUGCACGUAGACUCAAGGGAUGAGCCAGUUUGUUCAAAUGAUGCAAUAAUAAAACAAUGUGAUUUUGCAAUCUUCACUAAGUCAUAGAUACAUUGCCAAAUCUUGGAAAAUGAGGUUUAGUAUUUUUCUUUUGUCACUGUUUUCAUUUGUUUUAAGUUUCACUCUGACUGAAAGUGUUCACCAUAAGAUCCGCAUUAAAAGUACCUGAGGAGUGACUAAGAAGGAAACAGUAAGUUUUAAAUGUGCUCAUAGGCCCCAGUGUGUGUGUCACAUUUCAUGAAAGAAAAAUAAAGAAGGGGGAAAUGUA
This is a messenger RNA of Octodon degus (degu), 1835 nucleotides long. It is a transcript of the gene Il13ra2, whose product is annotated as interleukin 13 receptor subunit alpha 2. Gene Ontology annotation, cellular component: membrane; external side of plasma membrane. The coding region runs from base 162 to 1325 and encodes 387 amino acids. Lineage: Eukaryota; Metazoa; Chordata; Mammalia; Rodentia; Octodontidae. The transcript has 10 exons. Gene Ontology annotation, molecular function: cytokine receptor activity; protein binding. Gene Ontology annotation, biological process: cytokine-mediated signaling pathway. The record is from RefSeq and is a predicted model, not a curated record.